AUGGACGACAAUUCCAUUAAUCCAGGUGAUGAAGAUGAAGUUCUUCCAGAGUCGCCAUUCGAGGAAUCGUUGCAGGAAAAUGAGGUGUUUGAACGGGCAGCUCACCACCCUUCUGCGCCUCUUCAUGAGGUAUUUGAUAUAUCAACAGCGGUGGAUCCAAGUUUUAUAAUAUCCUUGAUAAGAAAACUCCUACCUACAGGACAAAGCAGUCUGUCUCAGAGAAUCCAAAAUGAUGAUCUACCUGGAGAUGGACCAAGUGCUGAAACUGUUGAGCAGUUCAGAGUCUCUCCGCACAUCAGAGCAGAUGAUGUACAACUAGCAUGUGGUGAACAUGAUAUUGGAUACCAAAAUGGAAAUGAUGAACCGAUAUAUAUGGAUGAUGAACAGCAACAUGAACAGAAAAAUCUCACUUUUCCAGAAAUGGAGGCUGCAUGGGAAGAGCAUGGAUGCACUUUAUGGGAUCUUGCUGCUAGUGAAACUCAUGCUGAACUAAUGGUGGAAAAUCUUAUUCUUGAAGUAAUUAUGGCUAACUUAAAGGUUUCUCAAUCUGUCCGAAUUAUUGAAAUAAGUCUAGGAAUCAUGGGAAAUCUGGCUUGCCAUGAUGUGUCAAGGAAAAAGAUGUCCGCGACAAAUGGGUUGAUUGAGACAGUUGUUGAUAAGCUCUUUCUGAAUGAUUCGCGUUGCCUUUGUGAAGCAUUUCGGCUUCUAACGUUAUCUGUUCAAGGUGGUGAAGCUGUCAUCUGGGCAGAAGCAUUAUCAUCUGAGCAUGUACUGUCUCGUGUUUUGUGGGUAGUUGAGAACACCCUGAAUGUGGAACUCAUUGAGAAGAGUAUUGGAUUUUUAACAAUAGUAGGAAGUCAGCAAGAUGUGGCCACUGUUCUUGUGCCACAGUUGAUGAAGUUAGGCCUUUCUGGUCUCCUGAUUAAUCAGUUUAUUCUUGCUAUGAACAAACUGACAGAGAAGGGGAUUCCUGAGAGGUAUUCCAUUCUUGACACAGUUCUUCAAGCUAUUGAAGCUCUCUCCAGUGUCAAUGAGUUCUCGUCCUCUAUAUGUUCUGACAAAGAACUUUUCAAGCUUCUGAUCGACCUGAUAAAGAUACCCGAUAAAGUUGAGGUUGCUGAUUCAUGUGUUACUGCUGCAGUUUUGGUUGCAAAUAUUCUGACUGAUUUAGAGCUUGUAGCUUCAGAACUAUCACAUGAUAUGGAAUUUCUGGAGGGCGUAUUUGACACAGUCCCUUUGGCUUCUGAUGACAUAGAAGCAAAAAGUGCACUCUGGAGCACUCUUGCAAGAAUACUGAAUUGUGUUGAAGUCAAAGAGUUGAACACAUCUACCUUACAUCAGUAUCUGUCAAUUAUUGUCAAAUAUUCAGAUAUGAUCGAGGAGGAGCUCUUGAAUUUUCAACUAGACGAGGCAAAUGAAGUCUCCCAAAGCCUUACAUCUAAUGGAGAAGAUCUAAGUGCAAGAUCUAGGGUUCUCAGAGGGAUGUUUAAUGUUCUAAGGCACUGGAAAUCUUUCAAAGCUCAAGCAAUGGAAACUGCCAGUCUGGAGCAAGAAUUGGUAAACAAAGGAGAUGUCGAUAAAAUGCUUUAUAUUUGUCGUCAAUUGAUCUAA
Oldenlandia corymbosa var. corymbosa is the source of this 1611-nucleotide messenger RNA. NCBI's taxonomy places the organism in Eukaryota, Viridiplantae, Streptophyta, Magnoliopsida, Gentianales, Rubiaceae. The record is from the annotation of a GenBank genome assembly.